This is a messenger RNA of Lethenteron reissneri (Far Eastern brook lamprey), 926 nucleotides long. RefSeq names its product BTB/POZ domain-containing protein KCTD14-like. Gene Ontology annotation, molecular function: protein binding. Gene Ontology annotation, biological process: protein homooligomerization. The record is from RefSeq and is a predicted model, not a curated record. Lineage: Eukaryota; Metazoa; Chordata; Hyperoartia; Petromyzontiformes; Petromyzontidae.
CUCACCUGCGUGGAGAGAUGGCGACUUCGCCGGACGCGGCCUGCUCUGCGCUGUCGCCCUCCCAGCUGCCCCCGGUGGUGCGUCUCAACGUGGGCGGCCUCCACUUUACCACGGCGCUCAGCACCCUGCGACGCUGCCCCGGCUCCCGCCUCUGCGACCUCUUCAGCGAGCCGCCCCCCGCCGCGUCGCCCCUCCGCUCCCCCUCCCCCUCGCCGGGGGAGUCCGGGGGGGGCGCGGGUUGGGGGGGCCACCCCCCGCCCCUGCGGCUGGACGAGGAUGGCCGCGUGUUCCUGGACCGCGACGGGACCCACUUUGGGCAGGUGCUGACCUUCCUGCGGGAGGGCGCCGUGCCGUUGGCCCCGGCCCCCGGGCUCCGUGCGGCCCUGGAGGUCCACGCGGAGGCGAGGUUCUGGGGCCUGGAGGCCAUGGCCAGGGCGCUGGAGGAGGCCCCGCCCCUCUUCGGCGAGAUGGUGGCGCGGAGGCAGUUCUGCGCGCAGGUGCCCGGCUACCGUGAGAACAUCGAGAUCAUGAUCCGCGUGGCUCGGGCUGAGGCCCUGGCAUCUCGGCUCUCCCGAGUUCUCGUCCACGUCAACAAGAGCUCCGAACACGAGGUCCACCACCACAACCACCACAACCACCACGAGGGGAGUGCCAGGCGUGCGCACGCGUGCUCCAUCCACGGGGAGCAGUACCUCGUCAACUUCGGACCCUGGAGCGUAGAGCCUGGGGUUCGGGAUCUCCUGGAUUGUGUCAAGGUGGACGUGGAGGCGCUGGGCUACCGCGUCACCUGGGAGGAGCGGCUGCCCCCACCGGGCGAGGGGGGGGGCGACCGGGGGGCGGGGCUCGCCGGGCUCUUCCGCGGACCCCCAGCCCCCCCCCCAUCCUGCGGCCUCUACGAGUUCCUCUUCCACUGGUGGUGACCUCGG